This is a messenger RNA of Ilex paraguariensis (yerba mate), 426 nucleotides long. The record is from the annotation of a GenBank genome assembly. Lineage: Eukaryota; Viridiplantae; Streptophyta; Magnoliopsida; Aquifoliales; Aquifoliaceae.
AUGCAGCCAUUGAAGGGUGCACUGGAGUUUUCCACCUCACCCGCCCGGUUGAUCUCACUGGAAGUCAUGACCAAAAGAGCAGUGAAGCAAGUCGUAUACACUUCCGGUUCAGCCACUGUGAUGUUCAACCACAAAGAUCAGGGAACGACUGAUGAGAGUACUUGGACUGAUUUGGAUUUCUUUAGGUCUUUGAACACUGGUUAUUCUCAUGUGGUUGUUAAGGCAAAAAUUGACAGGGUGGCUUGGGAAUUUGCUGAAGAACAUGGAUUUGAUCUUGUUACUGUUGUUCCUCCUUUAGUUCUUGGGCCCUUCAUAUGUAACAAUUUCCCUGGCAGUGUUCAUGGGACUGUCUUUGAUCUUAGGCAGCUUUACACCUAUGACCAAGGUUACAUUUUCGCUUAUGGGGACGAUGACAUGGAAAAGUAG